AUGGCCUCCACCGAUACCGACUCAUCCAGCCAACUCUGGCAACAUCCAAACCCCAAAGACACCAAACUCUACGACUUCCUCCAGACCGUGAACAGAAAGCACGACAAGAAAUUCAGCACAUACCAUGAACUUUACCAAUGGAGCAUCGACAAUGUCGCCGAUGCGUGGGGAGAGAUAUGGGAGUAUGUGGGCAUAAGGCAUUCCCAACCUUACAAAAGCGUGGUUACGGAUGAGAAGACCAUGUUCCCGCGUCCGACGUGGUUCGAGGGCGCGAAGCUGAACUUUGCUGAGAACUUGCUAUUUCCUACACAAGAGGUCAAGCAGGACGAUCUGGCUAUUAUCGCGGCCACAGAGGCUACAAGGGAAAAGGUGACGUGGAAGGAAUUGAGGGACAGGGUACGGCAGUGUCAAGCUGGGAUGAAAGCCGUUGGGUUGAAGGAGGGCGAUCGCGUUGCUGGAUACGUUGCGAACCAUACCAAUGCGCUGGUGGCUAUGCUGGCCGCGACGUCGCUUGGAGCGAUCUGGACGGCUGUGAGUCCGGAUACCGGGGUUACGGCGGUGUUAGAUCGUAUGGUACAGAUUGAGCCUACGUUGCUGUUUACGGAUAAUGCGGUCAUGUACAACGGGAAGACGCAUCCUGUUCUCCCGAAGGUGGAGGAGAUUGUGAGGGAAUUGCCGACCUUGAAGGCUACGGUCGUAUUUCGAACGGCGGAGGGGAUGGAGAGUAAGAUUGAGGGUGCGUCAAAUGGGAAGGUGGUCAGCUACGACGAGUUCACGAGCCAUGGAACGGGUGGUGAGUUGGAAUUCAAGCAACUGGAUCCAGACCACCCGGUCUACAUCCUCUACAGCAGUGGCACCACCGGCGCUCCGAAGUGCAUAGUCCACGGUGCAAUCGGGACGCUAAUACAGCAUAAGAAAGAGCACAUCCUCCAAAGCGACAUCUACCCUGGUGACCGACUAAUGUACUUCACCACUUGCACGUGGAUGAUGUGGCACUGGCUUGUCUCCGGUCUCGCAUCCGGCGCCACCCUCAUCCUCUACGACGGCUCGCCCUUCCAGUACCUCUCCAACGGCCAAUCCGUCAAAGACCAAUACGCCAUGCCCAAACUCAUCGACGAGCUAGGCAUAAACCAGUUCGGCACGAGCGCAAAAUUCCUCUCUGUCCUCGAACAGAACAGCAUCAUGCCUAAAGAACAAGGCCUCACACUCAAACCCCUCAAGGCGAUAUACUCAACCGGCUCACCUCUAGCACCAUCGACUUUCCAAUACGUCUACAAAGCAUUCGGGCAAAUAAACCUCGGCUCCAUCACCGGUGGUACAGACAUCAUAUCCCUCUUCGGCGCCCCUUGUCCUCUACAUCCAGUCUACGUCGGCGAGAUCCAAGUUCUCGGCUUAGGAAUGGCGGUCAAAGCAUGGGACUUCGAGGGCAAAGACGUCAGCAGCACGGGCGAGCCGGGCGAGCUAAUUUGCACGAAGCCUUUCCCGUGCCAGCCGGUAAUGUUCUGGGGUAAGGAGGGUGCGAAGAAGUAUAAGAGUUCUUACUUUGAGCAGUUUCCUGGUGUAUGGGCACACGGAGACUUCGUCCGGUUCAAUCCGGAGACGGGCGGAUUGUUUAUGCUUGGGCGGUCAGAUGGGGUGCUGAAGCCGAGUGGGGUGCGGUUUGGGAGUGCAGAGAUAUAUAAUUUGGUGCUCAAGCAUUUUCCGGAUGCUGUGGAGGAUAGUCUGUGUAUUGGACGACGGCGGGAGGAGGAUACGGAUGAGACGGUUGUGCUGUUCUUAAAGAUGAAGGACGGGGAGAAAUUUGAUGAGAAGUUGGCCGGGGAUAUCAAGGCGGUCGUGAGGAAGGAGCUGUCCGCGAGACAUGUGCCUGGGAUUGUGGAUGAGUGUCCGGAGAUACCCGUGACUUCGAACGGAAAGAAGGUUGAGGGCGCGGUCAAGCAGAUCUUGUCUGGGACGAACGUCAAGACGAGUGCUAGUGUGGUGAAUGCGGGCUGCUUGGACUGGUAUCGAGGGUGGGCGAAGAACCACUGA
Molecule: messenger RNA, 2031 nt
Organism: Saxophila tyrrhenica
Lineage: Eukaryota; Fungi; Ascomycota; Dothideomycetes; Mycosphaerellales; Extremaceae
Exons: 1
Coding region: 1-2031 (676 amino acids)
Biological process (GO): lipid metabolic process
Molecular function (GO): acetoacetate-CoA ligase activity
Source: RefSeq, a predicted model, not a curated record